This is a messenger RNA of Closterium sp. NIES-65, 3399 nucleotides long. The record is from the annotation of a GenBank genome assembly. Lineage: Eukaryota; Viridiplantae; Streptophyta; Zygnematophyceae; Desmidiales; Closteriaceae.
AUGAUAGGCGGUUCUACGUCCCCACUGCUCAAGGCGUGGUCCCGAGAGGAGGACGCGGUGCUGCUGCGCCACGCGCUGCAGUGCGGCACGAAGCAGUGGGGCGAGCUGGAGAGGGGCGGUCAGCUCAACCGAAGCAACAAGUCGUGUUGUAACCGUUACAUUUUCCUCAGAAGAAGGUUCCUUCACCGCUUUCAGCAGCACCUCUGGAGGGAGCGUUUUUCAUCCGGUGGUGAUUUUCCGAGGCAUAGUUCAAGGCAGAGUCAGGCUCUGCAGCAGGAGCAGCAGCAGCAGCAGCAGCAGCAGCAGCAGCAGCAGCAGCAGCAGCAGCAGCAGCAGCAGCAGCAGCAGCAGCAGCAGCAGCAGCAGCAGCAGCAGCAGCAGCAGCAGCAGCAGCAGCAGCAGCAGCAGCAGCAGCAGCAGCAGCAGCAGCAGCAGCAGCAGCAGCAGCAGCAGCAGCAAGGGUGGUAUGGUUGCUCACCGAUCGCUGCGACCCUCUCCUCUGACUCUCUCCCUGCUGUCGUUGCUUCUGCCCGUGCUGCUCUUCUUACCCCUGCUGCUGUGUUUGAGGCUGCUCCGCUCCCAACUGCGGCUUCUGCAUGUGAUGCUACCACUGUAUCCGCUUCUGCUGCUGCCUUUAAUGCUGUUUUUCUCCCCGCUGCUUCUUCUGCGUUCGGUGCUGCUACACUCACUGCCUCUACUGCGUUUGAAUCUGUUGCUCUCCCCACUGCUGCUGCUGCUGCGGCUGCUGGGUUCGAUCAUGCUGCUCCUCCCCCCACUGCUACUUCCGACGGUGCGUGUAAACCUGCUGCUCUCUCCACUGCUGCUGUGGCCAGUGCUGCUGUCUCCGAUGCCACGGCUGCUUUCUGCAAGCUCAUGAGGGAAACGUCGCUCUGCCCUGGCCCUGCUGAGGUGGUGAGGGAAGAGACGCUGUGCACCGACCCUGCAGCACCAAGCCUGCGGAGCAAGCGACCAAGGGAGGGAUUCACUGGCCCUGUCGCAGCUCUACCAGUGCCAGGUUUCACAUUGCGUCCACAGUCACUGGACAAUGGCUGUGCACAGCAGGGUAAGAGGAGCCGAGUGCAAUCAGCACUGUGGCCGCGGGUUGGGUCGGAGAGUGCCCUUCCUGAUGGCAUGCUGCUGGGAUUCAGCAGGGGGGAGGAUGGGUACAGGACCGGAGAGCCAGGGUACAGCACCGGAGAGCCGGGGUACAUCACCGGAGAGCCAGGGUACAGCGCACCGCAUGCCACUGUAGAGCCAAUAUCGCAACGCUACGCACUGCCAGCGCCUCUGCCCUCGCAAGUCACUGCUCUGGGAGGUUCCCUCCCAGGGGCAGUGAGCAGAUGCAUGUGCGGGAUGGUCCCUGACGAGAAGCACCGCAACAUACAGACGCCGGUUCUGCCCGCAGCCUCAUGUCACAGGGCUGCCUGCUGCUCCCUUGCUCCCCACACACCCGUGUCUCCCCCCUGUCUGCCUGGGCCUGCCGUCCCCCUGCCAGUGCCUCACCUGUCAUGCACCAUGGCCCCGUGUGCUCCUCCCCCCCAUGUGCCCGUAGGGAGAGGGCUGCAGGGACGAGAGCUGGCAGCCUCGCUGUCCGAGCCAGCGCUGCUGGAGUGGCGUCGGGAGCAAGACAGGACCGGGGAGGGAGGCGAUCAACUGCAGAGAGGUUUUUGUGCGCAGCUGAAUGUUCGUCGCAGCCUGCAGCUUGCGCUGGCUCCCCCUCUCUCGUCGCACCAGCGCACAUCACAGCAACUGCCGGAGAAUCUCCCGCUGCCUUUACACCCCGCCCCUGCCCCGCUAGUUGCUGCAAGGCAGAUUCUUCUGAAUCCAAGCGCACGGGAUUCGCGCUUGCAACCCCGCUCGCCUCCUGCCCAACCACCCUUACUGCUAGGCACUACGCCACAGGCGGUGGAAACGAUGCUGCAUUCCUCCGAAGCCAUAGGCGGUUCUGCGUCCCCAUCGCUUAACGCGUGGUCCCGAGAGGAGGACGCGGUGCUGCUGCGUCACGCGCUGCAGUGCGGCACGAAGCAGUGGGGCGAGCUGGAGAGGAGCGGUGAGCUCAAGAGGAGCAACAAGUCGUGCUGUAACCGUUACAUCUUCCUCCGAAGAAAGUUCCUUCACCGCUUUCAGCACCAGUUUUGGAGUGAAUGCUUCCCACGUGGCGCCGCACCCCCGAGUCACAUUUCAGUGCGGAGCCUGGCACUACAGCAGCAACAGCAGCAGGGUGGUGUGGGGUCACAUCGAUUGUGGACAGCUGUUUUGAAUUUUGGAGGGCUGUCGCUUGACGAGUGCAAGCGCGUGUUCCUCUCACCCAAUGACAGCCACUCACCUGCCGAGCCUGUGACGACCCUUGGUGCUGUUGCUGCUAGCCCUCCUGCUUCCCUGCCCUCUGCUGCUGCUGCUGCUGCUGCGAAUGAUUAUGCUACUCUCCCUAGAGCUGCUUCUGGGUUUGAUGUUGCUUCAAUCCCCUUUGUUGCUGCUCUGUACGAUGCCGCUACUCUCCCCGUUGCUGCUACUCUCAACACUGUUGCUGCUACGUCAGAUGCCAACACCCUGCCCACUGCCACUGCUGAUGUUGCAUGUGAACCUGCUCUUGCUGCCGUGGAUGUUGCGUGUAAUCUUGCUGCUCUCUCAACUGCUGCCGUGGCCAGUGCUGCUGUCUCUGAUGCCACGGCUGCUUUCUGCAAGCUCAUGAGGGAAACGUCGCUCUGCACCAACCCUGCUGAGGUGGUGCGGGAAGAGCCGCUGUGCACCGACCCUGCUGAGGUGGUGCGGGAAGAGCCGCUGUGCACCGACCCUGCUGAGGUGGUGAGGGAAGAGACGCUGUGCACGCUCUGCACCAACCCUGCUGAGGUGGUGAGGGGAGCACGCUGCCGUGGCCGUGCCAAUGUGAUGAGGGGAGUGUUGUGCUGCUCCGACCCUGCAGCACCCAGCCUGCCAAACAAGCGACCAAGGGACGGCUUCACUGGCCCUGUUGCAGCUCCACCAGUGCCAGGCAGCACAAUUCAGCGGCCACAGUCGCUGGAGAGUGGCUGUGCACGGCAGGGGAAGAGGAGCCGCGUGCAUCCAGCACUGUGGCCUCGUGUUGGGUCGGAGAGUGCCCUUCCAGACGACGUGCUGCUGGGGGGGGCUGCAGGGACGAGGGCUGGCAGCCUCCCUGUCCGAGCCAGCGCUGCUGGAGUGGUGUCUAAAUUCGAACCCCCGGGACUCUCCCUUGCCGCCUGCCCCACCAAACGUACUGCAGCACUCUACGGUGCGUCGGUGCCGCAGGCACAUGUCAGAGCCUCGGCAGGUGUCAUGAACCGCACAAUUGCUCCUCUCGGCGACUUGACUGAUUUCUCCAGAGCCAACGUGGGUGCUUUGGCCACCACAGCUGAUGAUCAUUUGGAUUCGCGUUUUUAA